AUGCCUUUGUGGCGGCGGAUGCCGGAAAAAAGCGUCGUCAGCAGAAAGGGGCCUCCGGAUCCCAACAAGAUGACAGGUAUCCUACAGUGGGUUCAGGUCCCCGGAUCUGGCGACCCACAAGAACCAUCGGAUGAGACCCGCCGUGAUCGUCGUCGAUCGCGCACUGACAACUCGAGCCGACUGCCAUCCGUUAGGAAACCGCUAGGGGCCGGAAAAUUCUACCCCAUCGAAGGCAUAGGCUCAAAGGGUCCCUUCACAUUGCAUGCUCUUAGUCAUUACUUCGAUAUCCUUCUACCCCACGACGCGAACGCUCUCGGUCUAGGUGGCGCUGCAAAAAACACCUAUAGCUCCGGGCUCCUUUCAUGGGCUUCUCAGUAUGACAUCAUACUUCAUGGUCUGUCGGCGUUCACGCUCUGCAGCGUAGAAAGUCAGGAUGCUACCGGUGCAACCAGUGAUGCGAUUCUGUAUCAUCGCAAUCGGCUUCUUGGCGACCUACACGAGAGACUUUCACGUCGACAAGUGGAUGAUGUUCUGAUCCAAGCAAUAUGUCUUUUGAUUCCUGUGGACGACUAUCUGGGGUACGUUGAAUAUGGCUAA
This is a messenger RNA of Aspergillus affinis, 597 nucleotides long. RefSeq lists its product as uncharacterized. The transcript has 2 exons. Lineage: Eukaryota; Fungi; Ascomycota; Eurotiomycetes; Eurotiales; Aspergillaceae. The record is from RefSeq and is a predicted model, not a curated record. The coding region runs from base 1 to 597 and encodes 198 amino acids.